This is a messenger RNA of Colletotrichum lupini, 1908 nucleotides long. Its product is annotated as ATP-dependent RNA helicase SUB2. The transcript is spliced from 8 exons. NCBI's taxonomy places the organism in Eukaryota, Fungi, Ascomycota, Sordariomycetes, Glomerellales, Glomerellaceae. Gene Ontology annotation, molecular function: ATP binding; RNA binding; RNA helicase activity. The coding region runs from base 1 to 1908 and encodes 635 amino acids. The record is from RefSeq and is a predicted model, not a curated record. Gene Ontology annotation, biological process: mRNA export from nucleus; mRNA splicing, via spliceosome.
AUGACGUCGCCUUUUGGGGGUGAGACUCAGCCGCCUUUCCUUACGCGAAAGCUUUUGACCUGCGCUGCCCGCCUCACCCUUCGCCUCCAGUUCCACGUCGUCCUUGGAUCUUCCACUUCCACAUCAACUACGGCGCCUCCUUCCAUCACGCCCUCCAACCCUGCACCUCCACUUCGCAUCCGCAGCCUUGGGACCUUUUUCGCCGUUGCGCAUCAGUACAACGGCCAUUUCUUCUCCGCCACUUCAAUAACGACACCCCCGACAAUUGACAACAUGUCUGCUGAGGAGGAUCUCAUCGACUACUCCGACGAGGAGCUCCAGACCAACGAGACUGCGGCCGCCUCCAACGGAAAGAAGGCUGACGCUGCCGCCGGUAACGCCGUCGACAAGAAGGGCAGCUAUGUCGGCAUCCACUCGACCGGUUUCCGCGACUUCCUUUUGAAGCCCGAGCUUCUCCGCGCUAUUGGCGAUUGCGGUUUCGAGCAUCCUUCGGAGGCGUCCGUCCAUCUCGCAAGCCACACAAAGAACAAAAAGCCAUCGACGUCGCCAUCGAAGAAGAGAGAGAAGAAAACGUACCGAGAAGCGGGAGUCAAGUUGGACAUCCAAGUUUUUGUACGGGCACUGCUCGCGAAUUCACCGGCUGCGCGAACACUGCGGUGUUCCCGAGUGCACUUCAGUCGGUCGGUUGCUGCUAGAGCUUUGGCUCACGGCGGUCUGGCUUCUUUUGUAUCACAGUCGCGAGCGACACGGGGCGCAUGCGACGCCGGCGCUCGCGAUUCUGGAGGAGGAGACCAACUCGACAAAAUGGCUUCUUUGCGCAGAUGGACGGGCCCUUUGCACGCCCUCUACGUCGCUCUCCUCGGUGGAGAUAUCAUCUGCCAGGCCAAGUCUGGUCUCGGAAAGACAGCCGUCUUCGUCCUGACCACCCUGCAACAAGUUGAGCCCGUUCAGGGCGAGGUCUCCGUGUUGGUUAUGUGCCACACUCGUGAGCUUGCCUUCCAGAUUCGCAACGAGUACAACCGUUUCAGCAAGUACAUGCCCGAUAUCAAGACUGGUGUCUUCUACGGCGGUACCCCCAUCCAGAAGGAUGUCGAGACGAUCAAGAACAAGGAGACCUGCCCCCAUGUCAUCGUGGGCACCCCUGGCCGACUUAACGCGUUGGUCCGCGACAAGGUUCUCCGCCUCGGCAGCGUCCGCAUUUUCGUCCUCGACGAGUGCGACAAGAUGCUCGACCAGAUCGACAUGCGCCGUGACGUCCAGGAGAUCUUCCGCGCUACCCCCACCCAGAAGCAGGUUAUGAUGUUCUCAGCCACCCUGUCCGAUGACAUCAAGCCCAUCUGCAGAAAGUUCAUGCAGAACCCUACCGAGCACUAUGUAGACGAGGACACCAAGCUCACCCUGCACGGUCUUCAGCAAUACUACAUCAAGCUCGAGGAGCGCGAGAAGAACCGCAAGCUCAACGAACUCCUGGACGACCUUCAGUUCAACCAGGUCAUCAUCUUCGUCAAGAGCACCCUGCGUGCAACCGAGCUGGACAAGUUGCUGAGAGAGUGCAACUUUCCCUCCAUCGCCGUCCACUCCGGCGUCAGCCAGGAGGAGCGUAUCCGCCGUUACAAAGAGUUCAAGGAGUUUAACAAGCGUAUCUGCGUUGCUACCGAUGUCUUCGGCAGAGGUAUUGAUAUCGAGCGUAUCAACCUGGCCAUCAACUACGAUCUGCCCGCCGAUGCCGACUCGUACCUGCACAGAGUCGGUCGUGCCGGUCGUUUCGGUACCAAGGGUCUUGCCAUCUCCUUUGUGAGCACUGACCAGGACCAGGAGGUUCUCAAGUCUAUUGAGAAGCGCUUCGAGGUUGCUCUUCCUGAGUUCCCCAAGGAGGGUAUCGAUGCCAGCACCUACAUGGCCUCUUAA